Molecule: messenger RNA, 1707 nt
Organism: Arthroderma uncinatum
Lineage: Eukaryota; Fungi; Ascomycota; Eurotiomycetes; Onygenales; Arthrodermataceae
Product: tyrosine-tRNA ligase
Exons: 5
Coding region: 1-1707 (568 amino acids)
Biological process (GO): tyrosyl-tRNA aminoacylation
Cellular component (GO): cytosol; mitochondrion
Molecular function (GO): RNA binding; tyrosine-tRNA ligase activity; ATP binding
Source: RefSeq, a predicted model, not a curated record
AUGGAGGAAAGAGGACUACUUCACUCUGUUAUCGGAGACCGUGCGGUAUUGGAUAAGAUGCUUACGAACAAACGUGUGGGAUUCUAUGCUGGAAUCGACCCGACUGCUCCGUCGAUGCACGUCGGACAUAUGCUUCCAUUUAUGGUUUUAGGUUGGGCCUAUGUUCAUGGCAUGAAAGCUGUCUGGGUUUUGGGUGGUUCCACCUCCAGAAUCGGCGACCCUACAGGGCGAACGACGGCACGUCCAAUGCUCAACAACGCCUCCAGAAAAGCGUACAUUGCCAACAUGCAUAUGCAACUCAAAAAACUUGGGGCUUCAUUCGAAAGAUAUGGGGGGAAGCACGGGUAUUCCUGGGAGUGGGCCUGGAGACGAGCUCUAGAGAAUAAUAACACUUGGUGGAAUAAAGAAACUUUGAUUGAAGUUUUGAAUACGCUUGGACGUCAUGCCAGGAUAGGAACUAUGCUCGGACGUGAGCCGGUGAAAACUCGGCUUGAGAGUGGAGGUGGGAUGUCAUUCACCGAAUUUUGCUACCCGAUAAUGCAGGCAUGGGAUUGGUGGCAUCUUUACCAGAAAGGAGUCACAGUUCAAGUGGGAGGUUCUGAUCAAUCCGGAAACAUCCAAUUCGGGAUUGAUACCAUUAAACAAGUAUUGAAAAAUUCACCAAUCGAAGGCAAACAAGAUGAAGAUCCCGAUCUAUCGACGCCUAUUGGAUUUACCGUACCGUUACUUACAACCUCAACGGGUGAAAAGAUCGGGAAAUCUGCUGGGAAUUCGAUAUGGCUGGAUAAGGAUAUGACAUCAACUUAUGAUCUUUACCAGUAUUUCAUGCGCCAACCUGAUCAAGAUAUGGAGCGACUACUGAAGCUCUUCACCUUCAUUCCAAUCGCUCAAAUCCAAAAAGUUAUGGAAGAGCACAACAAAGCACCUUCGCUUAGAGUUGCGCAGCAUACUCUUGCUCAAGAAUUCGUGGAGCUUAUACAUGGGCCCAAGGAUGCGCAAGAGGCAUCGAAGGCCCAUAAAGCCAUAUUCCAGCCCCAGGAUUCACCAUCACACGCUAAACCAGAAGCAGCUUCGAUACCUCUGACGCCCUCUGGAAUUCCUGAAUUUAUCAAUUCCGGGGUUAACCCCAAAGCCCCCCAGAUGAACGCAUUUACCGCCCCAACCCCUCAUUUAACUCUCCCCCGCUCGAUGGUUGUUGGGCAGUACUUCCACAAGAUUCUUUACGCGGCAGGAAUGGUGUCUUCAAAGCAAGAAGGAUACCGGAUUAUCGUGAAUAACGGAGCAUCUGUGGGUUGCAUGGCGAGCGGUGCUGAACAGAUGGGCGAUGCCCUGAGUUUCAUCCCUCUUAGAACCUGGCCCGCAGAUGUCACCGAGAAGUUUAUCAUUGAUGGUAGUCUGUUGAUUUUGCGGAUCGGGAAGUGGAGGGUCAAAAUUAUCAAGAUUAUCGACGACAAAGAAUUCAAGGACCAAGGACUCACCGUUCCCCAAGAAGACGCUGCCGAACCAGAGCCUUCAGCUGAACAACAUGAGGAUAGGAAGUUAAUGGCGGAAAAGCGCAGAAUCUCCGGAAGACAGGUCAGGCGGCCGCCCGUUGCUGGGGGUCAGAAACCUAAGAUUGUCUCCCUCAAUGACUGGACUGCUCAGAAGAGGCGAGAAGAACAAGUUGAAGCGGCAAGGGAACGAGAUCAACGACAAUCUUGGCCGUGA